CAGUGCGGGACCGCGGCUCCGGUGACGUCAGUGUCUGUGUACUUCCGACUACUUGUUGCUCUCGGAUACCCAAUUGUUGCUUCCGCCGAUAGCCGGUGGUUCAAAUACAAAUAAAUACGUCGAAAAGAACGGAGAAAUGUCUGACAUGGAUAUUGUGGGCAUUGCUGAGGAGGAGGAUGACAUGCUGAAUGACCGGUCUUCCGUGAACACUCAGACGUACAGUAAACCAGAACACGCGGUGAAUGGCGGUGGUCGAUUACGAAACAUGACAGAACUGCCUCAGAGGAAGAUGGUGGAUAUAACAAGAGACAAACCUAUCAAAGUGACCAUCAGAGUUGUCGUUCCUGUGCGGGAUCAUCCAAAGUUCAACUUUGUGGGGAAGUUGCUAGGGCCUAAAGGAAACUCGCUGAAGCGACUACAAGAGGACACGAUGACCAAAAUGGCCAUCCUGGGAAGAGGUUCUAUGAGAGACAGGCAUAAAGAGGAAGAGCUUCGAAACUCCGGAGAUCCGAAGUUCUCGCACCUCUCUGACGAGCUCCACGUGGAGGUGACAGCGUUCGCUCCACCUGCGGAGGCACACGCUCGCAUCGCGUACGCUCUGGCCGAAGUGCGGAGAUUCCUAGUCCCUGAUUACAACGAUGAGAUCCGGCAAGAGCAGAUGUGGGAGAUGCAGAUCCUGAACACCGGCAAGACUGAGGUGCAGAGUGACGGCAGUGAGACGGUGGGCGACAGCACGGGCUCCUCACAAGGCAGUAUGUCCCCCCAGGAGCAGUCGACGUCACCACCGCCCUCGGCGGCCCAGCACCCCGCGCUGCGUGGAGUCUCCAAACCUACCAACAACUCAGCAGGAGGUGUGACGAGCACAGGAGGACGCAAGAGGCCUCUCCUGCCCGGGGGCGGGACCAGAGUAGCGAUGUCACCCACCAAGCGAACAGUUCUCUCUAUCUUGGCCAGAGCUCGUGCCGCUCAAGCCAAGGAACUGCUUUCUACACCCUAUCAGCCCUUGGCACAUAUCGCCAGCGUGAGGCCGCUGACCGCCAUCCCUGGUCUGCGGGAGGACACCAUUCUGACAGGAGCAAACCUGAUCCUCAACUAAUCCUUCGCCGUUCUCACCCGAGGCUUCCUCCUCCUGCAGCUCUCUGUCAUCUACAUCACAAGUUUUUACGUGCAGACCCAACAUCCGGUAGCUGUAAGAUCCCGUUUCUUGUAAAUAAUAUGUUUAUGAAGUGUUGAAUAUUCGAGCAUUAAGCCCCAUGGAACUGCUGUACAUCGACUUAACCCCGGGUCCCUUUGUAACUGGAUGAUUUUAUAACCACUGAACAAACUUGACGGGAGGAACCCCUCCCUGGACCAACUAAGUGUAUGUAUCGCUGUACUUACUAAAGGUGUACUACCUGUAGGUGUUGUGAUGACUGUCCCCACACCGCCACUAGCACACCGUCAAUAAACCUUAGCACAAUCUCUCACGUCAAUCAUCCGAAUUAAACUUCAGUGUAUUAUAAUUCCAUUACAACUUAAACGUGUCACUACUACAAUUAAACUUUUUUAUUGCCUUUUACUAGUUUUUUUGCAUUUAUUUCUUUACUCGUAACGGUUUUGUUAAUUUCAUGACAGUUAAUGUUUGAGAUGUUUUCUCAUUUAUAUGUACAAAAUUAGUUCAUACAUCUACGCUAGCUGGUAAUUUCAUUGAAAAAAAAGCAUACAAGUGUAUGGUUUUAAAAAGCUGUACAAAGUAUGAUUUGUUGGUUGCGGUAGAUAUUUUUAUUUUGGCAAAAAUACAAUAUAAUUUUGCUAAGGGUGUAUUAUUAAUUCCUUUCUAACAGUAUAACAGUUACAUAAUUUGUAAAAUUCGGUUUCUUUACGUACUUAUAAAACUAUUCUCUAGUGUUAAGUUUGUGCGAUCUCUUCGUAAUUGUAAUUUUAGUGCUCACUUACAAUAAUAUGGUCAUGAUAUAUUAGUGGUUCUGGAUAUUCAGUGUUAGUGAUUAAAAUCGAAUAAACUGUAUGUACGCAUAUGCUUUAAAUCUGUGUAACACUUAACUACUUCUUUAUAAAAAACACUUGCUAAAUUACUGCCACCUUAAAGGCCAACACUGUUUGGGUUUAAAAUGGAGGCGGCCAAGCGGACCUAGUAAAUUAAACAUAUUUUUAUGUAAUACCUCACAUUAAUAUCAGUCUAGCAUAAAUAACGAACCGUAACUCAACAUCACCUAAACGAAUAAACUAAUAAAGUUGUUUUUGAAGCAAUAAUAUUGUGAAAUUUACAUAGAAGUAGUUACCACAACGUUUUACUGUACAGAUUUUAAGAAAGAGAUUACUAUAUUAUAUAUACACUUUUAUAUUUGUAUGGUAUGGAGAUUUUAUACUGAUCUUGUUUAUGAAACAUGGGUAUCACACUAGUUUAUGUCAAUAGUAACGUUUAAGUCGCAUUAAAAUUAUAAAAUAUUAACAGUGAAAUAAAAAAAUUAUUGGUUUUGAAACAAAAGUAAUUAACAUGUAUAUUGGUUUAACGAAAAUCAUUGUAAUUAUCGGGAUGAAUUCUUGAAGGGAAAAGAAUUUCAUUAUUGCCGAGCACAACCAAAGACUGUACCGUAACUUGCAUGUUGGCCUAUUCAAACAACGAUACGUUUUCUUGUUAAGUAACUCUCUUACGAUCCGACGCUUUUUUCUGAAACAUAUACAACCAUACUUCAAUUAAUAUAUAUUACGAUAAACAUAGGAUGACUAAGUAUGUGCAAUUUUUCGAAAUCUGUUCAUGCGUUAGAAGAACGCUCUACCGAUGUUAUUGAGUGUUAUUGUGUAAUAUUAGGUAAGUUAUUGAUGUGUUAUUUGAGUUUUUCGGUUCGUGUAUCACUGGGCUUGCUAUGAGAUCGCUAUUGGCUUCUAUACACAAUGUAAAUUGUUACAACUAACGUCAUACCGUAAAUAUAUAUAGUAUUUUGUAAUGUAAUAACAGUAUUGCACUUGUAGCAAAUAAAAGCGUCACUGUAAAGAAUACGGGGAACUUUAUUAGAUACUUUUGCUCACUAUCAAAGUAUUAGCGAAUAACGAUCUCGAGACUGACGUGGUAUGGUAAUGUAUAUGUUUUUUAUACAACACUCGCACCUUCAAAUUCCUAUCGAUGUUCUACCAAGUGGAAUAAAAUAUAUUAUAUUGUACGAUA
Homalodisca vitripennis (glassy-winged sharpshooter) is the source of this 3163-nucleotide messenger RNA. RefSeq names its product KH domain-containing, RNA-binding, signal transduction-associated protein 2-like. NCBI's taxonomy places the organism in Eukaryota, Metazoa, Arthropoda, Insecta, Hemiptera, Cicadellidae. Gene Ontology annotation, cellular component: nucleus. Gene Ontology annotation, molecular function: mRNA binding. The record is from RefSeq and is a predicted model, not a curated record. Gene Ontology annotation, biological process: regulation of alternative mRNA splicing, via spliceosome. Bases 137 to 1096 code for a protein of 319 amino acids. The transcript is spliced from 9 exons.